ACGGUGUUUAAAAAAAAGCUAUAUAAACCCAUGAUAUGGGGUUCAGUUACCUACAGCUGCAGAUUUAGAUUUUGUUACUUCUGGAGAAGUUUGUAGUCUGAAAUCAUGUCUAGAGUUGUGCUGAUGGCGUGUUUGGCUCUUGUAGUCAUGUGGUCGGUGUCUUGCUCAGCCGGGCCGGUACCUGUGGAUUCGAACCCAGAGGAGAAUUGUGAGAAUGUCGUCUGCCCUGAAGUGCCAUGUACCGAGCCAGUCCAGGAGGAAGGUGCUUGCUGCAAAACCUGCCCAGCCGGCUGUAACAUAUUUGACGCCUUUAUCCCCGUUGGAGAGAGACACUACUUCGAAGACGGCAUGUACUGCGACUGUGAGUCAGAAGAUGCAUUCAGCUGUGUGUUAUAGGCGGUCUUCAAUAAACCGAUUCAAUAAUGAUGCAAUAAACCAAUGUUAAAGCAAA
Molecule: messenger RNA, 451 nt
Organism: Physella acuta
Lineage: Eukaryota; Metazoa; Mollusca; Gastropoda; Physidae
Product: brorin-like
Source: RefSeq, a predicted model, not a curated record